Nothobranchius furzeri (turquoise killifish) is the source of this 2934-nucleotide messenger RNA. It is a transcript of the gene ppig, whose product is annotated as peptidylprolyl isomerase G (cyclophilin G). Gene Ontology annotation, molecular function: peptidyl-prolyl cis-trans isomerase activity. The record is from RefSeq and is a predicted model, not a curated record. NCBI's taxonomy places the organism in Eukaryota, Metazoa, Chordata, Actinopteri, Cyprinodontiformes, Nothobranchiidae. Gene Ontology annotation, biological process: protein peptidyl-prolyl isomerization; protein folding.
GCGCAGGACUCGACGUGCCCUGCCGCGCCAUCUUUAGAAAACAGUGAGCUAAACACUGAAUGAAACUUAAACUUUGUCGUUAGGACGGUUCACUGUAUGGACCUUGGUUUUCAAGGUGAUGCUUUUUUUUUUUACGUAGCUGACGCGUUAGUAUCAGUGUACUGAAUAUCUCGAACCUGGUACGUUUCACACAGUAAUAAAAACGCCAUGCGUGGCUGUGCCGCUAACAGAUGCUAAUGCCGACGACAGGCCUACCGAUGCUGAAGCGUGUCGAUGUUAAAAUGUUAACAUGGUAAAAUUAUGCUUAACAAGUAUUUUAAGUGAUCAUGGGGAUCAAGAUUCGCCCUCGCUGCUUCUUUGACAUUGGAAUCAGUAAUGUUCUUGUUGGCAGAGUUGUAGUGGAGUUGUUUUCAGACAUCUGCCCUAAAACCUGUGAAAACUUCAGAUGCCUCUGCACAGGCGAGAAAGGCCUUGGUAAAGGAACUCAGAAACCCCUGCACUAUAAAGGAUGCCUUUUCCAUCGAAUCGUAAAAGACUUCAUGAUUCAAGGAGGAGACUUCAGCGAAGGAAAUGGAAGAGGUGGAGAAUCCAUCUAUGGAGGUUUCUUUGAAGAUGAAAGCUUCACUAUUAAGCACAACAAGGAGUAUCUGUUGUCGAUGGCCAAUCGGGGCAAAGAUACAAAUGGAUCCCAGUUUUUCAUAACAACAAAACCUUCUCCGCAUCUGGACGGUGUCCAUGUGGUUUUUGGUCAUGUGAUCUCUGGCCAAGAAGUCGUUCAAACCAUGGAGAACCAGAAAACAGAUCCCAACAGCAAACCAUACGCAGAUGUGAAAAUCCUUAACUGUGGAGAGCUCAUACCCAAAUCUAAAGCAAAGAAGGAAAGAAAGAAAGAGAAGGCCGGCUCUAGUUCCAGCGGGAACUCCUCUGACUCUCAGAGCUCCUCGGAGUCGUCCUCCGAUUCAGAAGAAUCAGGAGCAGAAUCUAAGAAGGAGAAGAAGAAAGCAAAGAAACUAAAGAAGAAACAAAAGAAAAAGGAUAAGAAAACGUCUGAUGCUGAGAAUGCGGAAGAAAAGGAACAAGAGGACCUGGUUACGUCUACGGUGCGCCCUGAAGAAAUACCACCCGUACCCGAGAAUCGGUUCCUCAUGAGGAGAAGUCCACAAGCUGUCCAGAGGUCCGAUGAAAACGAUCAGAGAAAGAGAGAAGACCGACCGAGACAUAACAUGGGGUAUAAUUCUCAGUCUGCAUAUCAGAGACGGUUUGUGGUGACGACUCGAUCAGGCAGGAAGAUAAAAGGAAGGGGCCCGAGGAGAUACCGGACUCCAUCACGCUCCCGUUCAAGAUCCAGAGAUAGGUUUCGACGUAGCGAAACUCCUCCACACUGGCGUCAGGAGAUGCAGCGCCAGAGGAUGAGGGCGGUUACCGGAGAGCGAUGGAUUAAGGGUGACAAAAGUGAGCUGAGUGAGCAGAAGAAUGAAGAAACCAAAGCUCCUAAGCAAGAGAGGAGGACCUCCAGCACACAAGAUGAGCACGCAGCUGAGAGCAAAAAGGACAAGAAAACGCGGUCUCGUCGAUCUAAAAGCAAAGAGAACGAUGCCGUAGAAAAGGAGAAGCAUAGCAAGCACAAGGCAAAGAAAAAAGAAAAGUCUCGCAGUCGCAGUAGGGACAAAAAAAGGUCAAAGAGCAGAGAGAAGGCUCACAAAAACAAAAGUGAGCACAAAAGAGGUCGUUCGAGGAGCAAAGAGAAAACCGUUCAUAAGAAAGAGGACGAGUCAGAACCAGAUCAGAGUAAAGAUAAAUCUAAGGAUCACGAAUCGCAUAAAACACAUAAAGAGGGGCCAAAAGGAGAACCUGGGGAGAGAACUGUCCAAGUUAUCAGGCAGCCGUCCAAGUCUUUAAGCAAGGAGCGAUCAGCUACAAAAGAUGAGUCCCGAUCCAGGAGCAGGAACAAGGACAGAAGAGGGCCUGAAGGAUCUAAGGACAAGGAAGAGAAACGAGAAAAAGACAAAGAAAGAGGCAGAGAGCGAAGCAGUAAGGAAAGACCACACAACAGCGAACGGGAGAACCGGAGACGAGGAGGAUCCAAGGAUAAAGAUCGACGAUCAAAAAGCCCAGACAGGAGUAAGACCAGGGACUCGCACAGAGGCCGCCGCUCCAGAAGCAGAAGUCACCGGAGGGACCGCAGCAGAGAGCGAUCUUCUCACAGGAAAGACCGAAGCAGAGAAAGGGCCAACCAAAGGAGGCGACGCAGCAGCAGCAGCUCUGACAGUGACAAAGCUGCAAAGAGGAGGAGAGAGAGGAGUCCUGAUUCUACAAAAAGAGGCAGCUAUUCUUCCAGAUCCAAAGACAAGAGAAGCCCAGCCAGACCAGACAGUACAAAAGGCAGAGGUAGAAAAGAUGGCAAGAAGAAACAUUCAAGCUCCAGCUCCGACAGCGACUGAAGUCAUGUCAGUGAUACGAGUAGGCAGAAACCACCACGAGUCUACCAAACACUUCAAUUCGGUUCUACUUUAGUAAAUUUGAGUGAAAAAAAGAAAACAGAACAGAUAAGACAGCACAUAUGGACAGGUAAGUCAGAUAAAUGUCGAGUUUGUUAGGAUCACUUAUAUUUAGGCUUGCAGGAAGGACUUUAUUACUAUCUUGCUGCUUGUUUAAUUUGGAAAACUUUAGUUUUCUUGUCUAAAUGUUUUUUCACUGUAUUUCUGUUAGCAAGUUUUUAUUUUUUUGAAAGAUGAACCCUGUACAUGUUGGUUUUGGGAAAUCUAUUGAAGUGUAGAUUUCUGUAAAAGCCAGAAUCUUUUUUCUGAGUCCUAACCGUUAUCUGCAACCGUAAAUCUGACACCACUCUGAUCUUUUUUAUCCUGCAAAGUUGGAAAAUCCUCUCAGUUGAGCUUGUGUCUGGGUGAUAAAUUAAAAACUUUAUGAAAUCCUAAA